AUGGCAUCACAAGCAAGGGCAUUUAGUAGUACGGCCAAGGCAUUCCUGGCCGGUGGAUACUUGGUUUUAUUUCCAGAGUAUGCUGCCUAUGUUGUUGCAUUAAGUGCACGUAUGCAUGCGGUGAGCAACUUCAAACGAGACGAGGAUGGUUUUUUCAAAAUAACCGUCAAUUCCCCACAGUUCAAGAAUGGUUGCUGGAGCUAUGAGAUAGAUCCUGAAAAGAUCAAGACCAACGGUCUUACAGCAGAACUUUUUGAGGUUGAAGCAAGACGAAAUCCAUUUGUGGAGGCGACUAUUUUGACAGUGUUCUCUUACGCAUUGGGGAAGUAUCCAAAAAUGGAGGGAAAAGAUAUAACAAUUACCAUGUUCUCAGACCCAGAAUACCAUUCUCAGAAAGGUGCAGUGAAGAAGUCCUCUGAUAAUGGUAGUUAUGCGUUUCUCUAUCAUGGUGAAGAAAUUACCGGGGUGAACAAGACAGGCCUUGGCUCUAGUGCAGGGUUAGUGACAUCAUUGACGGCUUCAUUGCUGUCGUGUCUUGUGGAGGAGUUUGAUUUGAGUGGUGCACUAUGGAAGGAGAAAGUACAUAAUCUGGCCCAGAUUGCCCAUUGUAAAGCCCAGGGUAAAAUUGGAUCGGGAUUUGACGUUGCCAGUGCUACUUUUGGGUCUAUUGUUUAUAGGAGAUUCAAUUCCAAGUUGGUUACCAAUGUCAUUGACUCUUCAGACGUCGAUUCUCUGAUCAAGGUUGUCGACAAUAGUGAUUGGGAGACUAUGCAUUCUCCAUGCGUGCUUCCUAGGGGAAUCCGGUUGUUGAUGGGUGACGUUGAAGGGGGUUCGGAGACACCCAAAAUGGUGAGUAAGGUUCUCGAGUGGAAGAGAGCCAAUCCCGAGAAAUGUCUGCAAGUGUGGUCUGCCCUCAACGAAAGCAAUAUGAAGCUAACCAAUGCCUUGUUGGAGCUGAAUGCGCUAUCGUCUUCAUCCUUCACGGAAUAUGAAACUCUAAUAAAGAAUCUCUCCUUUUACAACAGCAAUGAAAUUUUACAGUUAGAAGGUGAUAACGUUGAAUAUUUACAAAAUGUUAUUGAAUCAUUAAGUGAUAUACGCAAAUACCUGAAAAUCAUGACACUGGAGACUGGCGUGUCCAUAGAACCAGAUGAACAGAGCAAUAUACUAGAUGCCGUGUGCAAAGUGAAGGGUGUUUUGGGCGGCGUUGUUCCGGGAGCUGGAGGAUACGAUGCCAUCUGUAUGCUUGUGGCCAGUGCGGAAGUUGCCAAUAUUGUGGCAAGCACACGCUUGCUUCCGGAGUGUGAGCAUGUUAGGUGGAUGUCCCUUUCCGAACAGAGUUUGGGACUUAUUGAGGAAAAUGUAGCAGACUUUUCCGGUCUUGUAUAG
Messenger RNA from Pichia kudriavzevii, 1389 nucleotides. RefSeq lists its product as uncharacterized. Gene Ontology annotation, biological process: isopentenyl diphosphate biosynthetic process, mevalonate pathway; ergosterol biosynthetic process. Gene Ontology annotation, cellular component: peroxisome. The record is from RefSeq and is a predicted model, not a curated record. NCBI's taxonomy places the organism in Eukaryota, Fungi, Ascomycota, Pichiomycetes, Pichiales, Pichiaceae. The transcript has a single exon. The coding region runs from base 1 to 1389 and encodes 462 amino acids. Gene Ontology annotation, molecular function: ATP binding; phosphomevalonate kinase activity.